Messenger RNA from Prunus armeniaca (apricot), 1512 nucleotides. Lineage: Eukaryota; Viridiplantae; Streptophyta; Magnoliopsida; Rosales; Rosaceae. The record is from the annotation of a GenBank genome assembly.
AUGAACAAAUCACAAGCAUUCUCGUGGUCGCGUCUCAUCCUCAAUCAAGCCAUUAAAAAUCCAACCAAAGCCCCACUCCGCUUCUCCAGGAAAAUCUCCACUUCCCCACACUUUCUCACCUCUCAUGCGCCCAAGCCCUCGUUUUCGUUUUCUGGGAAGACCCAUUAUUCCACAGUAUCAUCCAGAGCGGCCCAAGACCUUCUUGCCGAGGUAGAGAGAGAAAAGCAGAGAGAAAGAGAGCAGCGGAAAAGGACUGGUCUGGACACCAAAGACAUUGAUCAAGAAGAUGAGGAGGACUACUUGGGUGUUAUACCAUUGAUUGAGAAGCUCGAUAAGGAGAAGCUCAAGGGGGAUACUGGGGACUUGAACUUGUAUGAGGAGCCUACUGAUUCUGAUAGCGACGAAGACGACGAAAGGUUCACGCCCGAUGCCGUCAAGAAGAGGUUUGAUGAGUUUCAGAAGAAGUUUACGCGCCACGAGGAGUUGCUCAAGAACUUCACCGAGGCUGGAACACUUGAUGAUGCUUUUAAAUGGAUGAAUAAAAUUGACAAGUUCGAGCAAAAACAUUUCCGGCUUCGCCCUGAAUAUAGGGUCAUCGGUGAGUUGAUUAACCGUCUCAAAGUAGCUGAGGGCAAGGAUAAAUUCAUUCUCCAGCAGAAACUAAACAGGGCUAUGAGAUUGGUGCAGUGGAAGGAAGCCUAUGACCCAAACAAUCCUGCCAAUUAUGGAGUCAUUCAGCAUGAACAAGUGGAGUCCUCAGUUGAUCUCUUGGAACAUGCUGGAUUUGAAAAAGAAAAGCAAAUUAUACGAGGAGUUGAUGACGAUGACGAUGAAGAGUUCAAUGACAUGAAGGAGAAAGAUGACAUACUGUUAGAGAAACUUAACGCGAUUGACAAGAAACUUGAAGAGAAGCUAGCAGAGUUGGAUCAUACAUUUGGGAAGAAGGGUAAGGUUCUAGAGGAAGAGAUCAGAGAUCUAGCAGAGGAAAGAAAUGAUUUGACAGAGAAGAAGAGAAGACCCCUCUACAGAAAAGGCUUUGAUGUUAAAAUAAUCAAUGUGAACCGAACUUGUAAAGUUACAAAGGGGGGUCAAGUGGUCAAGUACAGUGCCAUAUUAGCUUGUGGGAACUAUCAUGGUGUUGUUGGUUAUGCUAAAGCAAAAGGCCCAGCAGUCCCUAUUGCUCUUCAGAAGGCGUAUGAGAAAUGCUUUCAGAAUCUACACUACGUAGAAAGACAUGAGGAGCAUACAAUUGCACAUGCAAUACAAACAACUUACAAAAAAACGAAGGUGUAUCUCUGGCCUGCAUCCACUAGGACGGGUAUGAAAGCGGGAAGAACUGUCCAAACCAUUCUAAACUUAGCUGGUUUCAAAAAUGUCAAGUCUAAGGUUGUAGGUUCAAGGAAUCCUCAUAACACAGUUAAGGCUCUCUUCAAAUCCCUUAAUGCGAUUGAAACUCCAAAGGAUGUUCAAGAGAAGUUUGGCCGCACUGUUGUUGAGAAGUACCUGCUGUGA